CAAUAGAGUUUGUAGUAUAUAUAGGUCAGUACAGCUUACGUUUACUAUUCGAAUUUUUAAAGCAAAGCCUUAGUUUACUCUACAGUGUUAGGCUUUACGUUUCUGACAUGGCUAAAUGUAUCUUCACUUGGUGGCUGAUAGGUGCAACUAUUGUUUAUAGUUACGCCCAUGAGGCUGAUUCAUUAUUUAGGCUACAUAGAGAAACAGAUCCAUAUGACGCUUUGUUUGAUUUCCCACAAAAUAUUGCUAGAACUGCAACUGGGAUUUCAGUCUUUACAAAUUUUCAAGGAUCAGGCUGCAGCUCAAGAGGCGUGUUAAAACUUACUGUCUCGAAAGAUGAUUUGACCAAAAAGCGAUUGCUGAUAGAUUUAUUUUUCGACAAUCCACAAGGUUGGGUCUUUGAUCUCGGAGAUUCAGAGACGAAUAAUGGCUACGCUGGAGACGCCAUGUCCCAAGGAAGAGACGCAGAGUUGCAACUGUACGGGUCAUUAACUGGCUAUCUCAGUGACUUUGGUCCAAGUGGUCAAGCAUUUAACACACCAAAUCCAGCCAAGACACGACUGACUCUCCUGGUUGGAGACGAGCACGUGGUGUGGAUAGCAGACGGCGACGCCACAAAGGUCAAUUACUACAGCAACCCUGGCUGGUUUGCUCUGAGGGGUCAAGCAGAAAGUGAAGGGCCUAUCAAUUACGACCUUUACCUUGCUACUAAUGGCGUGGUCACCAUGUCGCCAGGUCGAACUGGAACUGGCCUUUGCAAAGUUGGCAUUAAAUAUGUACCUGCUAUUUAAUGUCUGGGAAAAAAAAAACGUUUUUAACAUAUAAAAUAUUGAUGAAAUCAG
Biomphalaria glabrata is the source of this 842-nucleotide messenger RNA. RefSeq lists its product as uncharacterized. The transcript has 6 exons. Bases 108 to 791 code for a protein of 227 amino acids. Lineage: Eukaryota; Metazoa; Mollusca; Gastropoda; Planorbidae. The record is from RefSeq and is a predicted model, not a curated record.